This is a messenger RNA of Apaloderma vittatum (bar-tailed trogon), 2463 nucleotides long. RefSeq names its product sorting nexin 29 (gene SNX29). The transcript has 20 exons. NCBI's taxonomy places the organism in Eukaryota, Metazoa, Chordata, Aves, Trogoniformes, Trogonidae. The record is from RefSeq and is a predicted model, not a curated record. The annotation marks the transcript as partial. Gene Ontology annotation, molecular function: phosphatidylinositol binding.
UCAGGUUCACAGAACAACGACACCAAAAGACAGUUUCUUCUAGAACGGCUGCUGGAUGCAGUUAAACAGUGUCAAAUACGGUUUGGAGGAAGAAAAGAAAUUGCUUCAGACUCUGAUAGCAGAGUCACUUGUUUGUGUGCUCAGUUUGAAGCUGUGUUACAGCAUGGUCUGAGGAGGAGCCGAGGAUUAGCAUUAACAGCAGCAGCCAUCAAACAGGCAGCAGGUUUCUCCAGUAAAACUGAAACGGAGCCAGUGUUUUGGUACUAUGUGAAAGAAGUUCUGAAUAAACAUGAACUGCAGCGCUUUUACUCUCUGAAGACAAUUACUACAGAUAUUGGUAGAGGCAGGGCUUGGUUGCGUUGUGCAUUAAAUGAACAUUCCCUGGAAAGAUACGUUCAUAUGCUGCUUGCAGAUAAGAAUCGACUCAGUGUCUUCUAUGAAGACUGGUCUUUUAUGAUGGAUGAAGAACGUUCUAGUAUGAUCCCUACGAUGGCAGCUGGUCUGAACUCCAUUCUUUUUGCAAUCAACAUUGAUAACAGAGAUUUAAAUGGGCAGAGCAAAUGCACACCCACAGUGUCUGAUUUGUUAAAGGAAUCGACGCAAAACGUAACUUCGUUAUUGAAAGAAUCCACUCAGGGUGUUAGCAGCCUUCUUAGAGAGAUAACUGCAUCAUCUGCUGUCUCGAUUCUAAUAAAACCUGAUCAAGAUACUGACCCACUUCCUGUUCUGUCAAAGAAUGUAAAUGCCGAUUCAAAAUAUAGAAAAGAUCGAAAAAAGAAGAAGAGAGUGACAAAUAUUAUCUCGUUUGAUGAAGAGGAAGAUGAGCAAAAUUUGGGGGAUGCCACAAAGGCUCUGGUUACAGGAGAAAGUUCAGAGGAGAGUGUAGACAGAUCUUCAGUUUUUGUAUUACCUUCAUCUGAAGGCUCUCUUGGAAAAAAUUUGAAUGGGAAUGAAAGUAACCAUUCGUGGAAGAGCGAUUCAGUAUUCAUGAAUGGAGAAUAUGAGUAUCGGAAACUAGAUGUGAAGAGCAUUGAUGAUGAAGAUGCAGAUGAGGAUGAGCUAUAUGGAAAAUCGUUAGGAAAGAAAGGGACAGAAGGUGAAACUGAAGCCUCUGAAAAGCCUCAUGAAAUAGGCACAUGCAAUUCUCAGAUAUGCAGUUGGACUCCGCUGCAGGUCCUGAAUGAUGAUUCGGAUGUCCUAUUUCCUGUCAGUGCCAUUGGCUCUUACUCCCAAGCUGCUGCAGUAUUGUACGCGGUUUGGGGUACUGAGCUGCUAGAACGAUGUGGGCCAUUUGGAGAAGAUCUUGAAGGAACCAAUGAAAGUGGUCACAGAGUGGAAGUCAGUCCUCCAGCUCAAGUGAAUGCUUUAAGCAAUAUGUUGCCUUCAGCCACUGUGCCAGAAUCCAUGACAAUUAAUGAACUUCGUCAAGCUAUCGUGGCCAUGAUGAAUAGGAAGGAUGAACUGGAAGAACAGAACAGAUCUCUGAGAAAUCUGCUUGAUGGAGAGAUGGAGCAUUCGGCAGCGCUAAGGCAGGAAAUGGACAACUGGAGAAGGAAAGCAGCAGAACAGGAAGAGCGACAUGCAGUGAAAGUCCAAGCCUUGGCACGAGAAAAUGAGGUGCUGAAAGUGCAGCUUAAGAAGUACGUAGGAGCUGUCCAGAUGCUCAGAAGAGAAGGUCAAACAGUGGAAGUUCUGCCAAACAUUUGGAGCACUGAUGCUGAAUUUGCUAUCCCAGAGCAAAAGCAAGUAGAAAACAAUGAGGAACUGGCCAGCUCUUAUGAAAGAAAAUUGAUUGAGGUAGCUGAAAUGCAUGGGGAACUGAUUGAAUUCAAUGAGAGGCUGCACCGUGCUCUGAUGGCUAAAGAAGCUCUUGUGUCCCAAAUGAGACAAGAACUAAUUGAUUUGAGAGGGCCAGUCCCUGGAGAUUUGAGUCAAACAUCUGAAGAUCAGAGUUUGUCAGAUUUUGAAAUAUCAAAUCGUGCUCUUAUUAAUGUUUGGAUUCCCUCAGUCUUUCUGCGUGGAAAAGCUGCUAAUGCAUUCCAUGUUUAUCAGGUUUAUAUUAGGAUAAAGGAUGAUGAAUGGAACGUUUAUCGAAGGUACGCAGAGUUCAGAAGCUUGCAUCAUAAAUUACAGAAUAAGUACCAGCAAGUGAGGACUUUCAAUUUUCCACCAAAAAAGGCCAUUGGAAACAAGGAUGCAAAGUUUGUAGAAGAGCGACGCAAGCAGCUUCAAAAUUACCUAAGGAACGUAAUGAACAAAAUUAUUCAAACUGUGCCAGAAUUCACAGCCAAUCCCAAAAAAGAGACUCUUAUUCAGCUGAUGCCCUUUUUUGUUGAUAUUCCACCUUCUGGAGAACCAGUGAGCAAAAGCAAUCGCUCUAGAGUGACUACCCGCUUCCCCAAACUCUCUCGCAGCCAUCAAAGAGAGCCACGAAGCCUGGAACCUCAGAGUGGUGAUCUUUGA